AUGGCAACAGCAAGCACGAACAAAACGCGAACGCCACUGAAAUACUCUGGAUCUUUAGAUAAUUACACAUCUAAUGAUCUGACCCCAAUUAUCGGGAGAGAGUUCCCUGAGCUGCAGCUUAGUUCGUUGCUUUCUGACAAUACAAAGCUUCGCGAUUUGGCAAUUCUUGUUUCGCAGCGCGGUGUGAUAGUUUUUCGGAAUCAAGACUUGCAGAUUAAUGAGCAAAAGAUUCUUGGAGAGAAGCUCGGGCAGCUUUCUGGAAAACCAGAAUCGUCAAAGCUGCACCGACAUGCAUUUAGAAGCGGAAAGACCCAGACUGUGGUUGAUGGAGAGCCUAAGCCUGAAGAAGAGGUCAUGGUGAUAUCUUCAGAGACUGCGAAGGGGUCUCAUAAAGAUCACACUUCUUCGUUAAAACCACUCGCCAGCACUCUCUGGCAUUCUGACAUUACAUUCGAGAAUGUUCCUUCCGACUACGCAAUCCUGAAAAUGACAGUUGUGCCCGAGUCUGGUGGAGACACCAUUUUCGCCAGUGGUUAUGAGGCUUAUGAUCGCUUAUCUCCUGCAUGGAAAAGCUUCGCGGAAACCUUGACAGCAACUCAUCGUAACGCAACGCUAAAAAGGCUCGCUUCUGAAGGUGGUGAUGAUCUGAUAUCAGGAGAUCGUGGUUCACCACAUAAUCAUGGUCUCAAUUUUGAAGCCUCUCACCCUGUUAUACGUACAAAUCCAGUCACUGGCUGGAAAAGCAUCAUGGCUGCUGGCCAUCAAGUCCACGACGGACAAUUUGACAACGUGACUCCUCGCGAGGAUCAGAUCCUAAAAGAAUAUUUUCUUCAACUUGUAGUUGAGAACCAUGACCUCCAGGUUCGAUUUAAGUGGCGAAAGAAUGACAUAGCCAUCUGGGACAAGUACAAUCUUCUACUGAUACCCCAACCGACUUUUAACCUAGCUUCAAGUGAUUACGAUACCAGUCGUUCAGGAAACAGAAUUGUAUCGGUUGGAGAAAAGCCAUAUUUAGACCCAAACUCGACUUCUCGCAGGACUGCGCUUUCCAAGUUGUAG
Molecule: messenger RNA, 1059 nt
Organism: Lachnellula hyalina
Lineage: Eukaryota; Fungi; Ascomycota; Leotiomycetes; Helotiales; Lachnaceae
Product: putative alpha-ketoglutarate-dependent sulfonate dioxygenase
Exons: 9
Coding region: 1-1059 (352 amino acids)
Cellular component (GO): cytoplasm
Molecular function (GO): 2-oxoglutarate-dependent dioxygenase activity
Source: RefSeq, a predicted model, not a curated record